AUUUCGAAGUGUUUGAAGCUGAAGGAGAGGCAGCGGCGCGGGUCAGUCUGGUUCAGCAGUUAACACAGGAGGUCACAAGUCGGGCCGAUGCCCUCGGCUGCGGUCAGGUCAUCGUACCACCAGGUCUCAUUGAUGAGGUCACUGCGCAGAUUCUACGGCUGGCAGACUCCGAACCGUGUGGUGUAAGGGGCUGUGUGCUGCACGUGCAUUACGACAGCGGAGACCAAAGACAGCGCCUCACUCGGGUCGUUCUUGACCCGACGAUGCCCAACACCUUCGAGGUGUACCUCACCCUCAGACCCGACACCACGACCUGGUAUCACAAGAUGUCCAGAAUUAUCAAGCCCCUCCGGAAGUCCGGCCCCCUCCUUCUCAGCACCGACUUCAAGAUGGAGAAGAAGAAGCUUUAUCCCGAGGAAUAAGACUUUAAUCUCCUCGUCCGGCGAGGUCCUCCCCGCUGUCCGGAUCUUAGGCUUCCUGUCCGCCAUCGACGCUCUGUCUCGUUAUUCGCAUAUCCUCAUUGCCAGCAUUUUUAGUAUUUCCUUUUUUCUUUUCUGUCAUAUUUUUGCGUCUGGAAGAGUUGUCAUACUUUUAUGAAAAAAAAUCUAGAAAAAAUA
This is a messenger RNA of Penaeus monodon (black tiger shrimp), 617 nucleotides long. RefSeq names its product protein charybde-like. Gene Ontology annotation, biological process: negative regulation of signal transduction; regulation of TOR signaling; apoptotic process. Lineage: Eukaryota; Metazoa; Arthropoda; Malacostraca; Decapoda; Penaeidae. Gene Ontology annotation, cellular component: cytoplasm. The record is from RefSeq and is a predicted model, not a curated record.